AUGGAGGUCAUCGAUCAGAACAAUAUGGGAAAUAAAGUACGUGAAUCACGAAAAGGGAAAGAUUUGCCGAAUAUUGCGUUGUCUAACAGUUUUGGAAAUCUUGGAGAAGAUAUGGAAUCAGGUGAGUUAAGGAAGGGAUUAGAUACGUACAUGGAUGUCGGAGCCAGUGAAUCGCGUGUGAACGAGAAAGGAAUGGAGGUUAAUGUCGGGAGCGGGAAUAAGGAGAAUAUCGCGCCGGACUUCGUUAUUGAGGAAGCAAUUGAUGGAGAGAAUGCUAGUGGGCUUGUGUUUAGAGCUUCAUCAGGCCCACACCCGAAUCCUAGUCGACUGGGCUCGAAAAACAAGAAGCAUGAGAAUGGAAAAAGUGCAGAGUCGGGUCGGCCCAAGAAGGCAAAUCUGACUAGGCCCGCCAGAGGAUUAGUGUUUGGUCCGGCGAAAGGCGAACUUGAGCUCUCGACGAGUGGUAAACGACUCCGAGUCAAGCAAGGAGCUGUUGGUAGAUCUGGUGGUUUCAUCGUGACGGGGAGGACAUUUGAAAGGGAGAAUCAUGCACCGGAAAAGAAUUCACUUGUUGAGACGAUGGAUGCUCAAAUGGGUAAAGAGGGAAGCUUGUCGGCGGAAGAAUAG
Molecule: messenger RNA, 627 nt
Organism: Microthlaspi erraticum
Lineage: Eukaryota; Viridiplantae; Streptophyta; Magnoliopsida; Brassicales; Brassicaceae
Source: the annotation of a GenBank genome assembly